AUCUUGCUUCUCUCUUUUCACUUAUAGCGGCUUAAAACAGUGAAACGCUCGCGAACUUUAAAGUCACCACUUCCAUGGCCAUCGCUACCGUUGCUUGCCACUACAAAUGCGCUUCGCGGGAUGGAGACGAGCGUAACCUUUUUCCCGCAGAGAAUGAGGCCUGUCGCAAUGCUGCUGGCUAUCGUCUUCUUCAUCGUGUCUUUCACGAGCUAUGUCUCUGCGAUGACCGCCACUGGCACUGCCUUUUCUUCGUCGUCGUCGCUGAAUCAGAUCGUUGUUGGUCGAGUUUUCUGCGAUCGAUGCGUGGAGGGACGCUUCUCCAGGCAUGCGGCGUUCGUCAAAGGUAAGUCGAUAAGUUCUUCCACUCGAAAACUUCGAUGUUCUUAGCUGACGAGAACACUUACGCUUUCCAGGUGCCAAAGUUGCGCUCGAGUGCACGGGAGACGAUGGAGGAAUUCACGUUGCCGGGGGCGAGACGGACAUGGCUGGCUCGUUUCUGAUCCCCUUCGACACCUCCAAGAUCAACACCCACUCCUGCUCGGUCAAGCUUGUAAACACACCGCUCUCCGAGUGUAAUCUCGUCUCCAAGCCGGCUCAAGUUCUCACACCCGACAUGAAGCUCAAGAAAAACGUCGUCUACGCCGGACUGCUGAGCUUCCGGCCGGAAGAACCACUCCCAGCCUGUUCUUCACGGAAGAGUGACGCCUACUACGGCACUCCGCCAGCGUACUCGUCCCCAGCGCCUGUGACCCGUGCCGCUCCUCCACCGCCAGCGUUCUCUUCUCCAGCUCCGAUAGUCCGAGCUUCACCACCUCCACUCUACUCGAGCCCGGUUCCAUACUCUUCUCCAGCUCCGAUGGUCCGAUCUUCGCCACCUCCGCUGUACUCGAGCCCGGUUCCAUACUCUUCUCCAGCUCCGAUCGUUCCAGCCUCUCCGCCACCAUAUUCGUCUCCAGCUCCAAUUGUUCCAGCCUCUCCACCGCCUUAUUCCUCUCCAGCUCCGAUCGUUCGCUCGUCCCCUCCACCACUGUAUUCUUCUCCAGCUCCAGUUGUUCGCCCAUCACCUCCACCAUAUUCGUCUCCAGCUCCGAUCGUUCGCUCGUCACCUCCACCAUACUCCUCUCCAGCUCCGGUCGUUCGCUCCUCACCUCCACCACUGUAUCAGCCUCCUCCACUUUACUCCAGCCCGGCUCCGAUCAUCCGCUCAGCACCACCAGUUCCAGUGUCUUGCGCUCCUCCAAUCUACUCUAGUCCGGCUCCAGUAGUUCGUUCAUCGCCGCCACCAGCGUACUCCUCUCCUUCACCGCCACCAUACUCUUCUCCAGCUCCGAUCGUUCGUUCUUCUCCACCUCCAUUGUACUCUUCUCCAGCUCCCUCACCACCGCCACUCUACUCUUCCCCAUCUCCAAUCUCUCGAUCCUCCCCUCCUCCACUGUACUCUUCCCCAGCUCCAAUCUCUUCACCUCCUCCAUAUUCUUCUCCAGCUCCAAUCACUCGAUCCUCACCGCCUCCACUCUACUCUUCCCCAGCUCCAAUCACUCGAUCCUCGCCUCCUCCGCUCUACUCUUCCCCAGCACCGAUCACUCGAUCCUCACCUCCGCCAUUGUACUCGCCGCCAGCUCCGAUCGCACCCCCGCCAGUCUUCUCGUCGCCAGCUCCAAUCGUUCGAUCGUCUCCUCCUCCUGGCUACGCCCCACCCUACUAG
Messenger RNA from Selaginella moellendorffii, 1705 nucleotides. RefSeq names its product extensin-1-like. The record is from RefSeq and is a predicted model, not a curated record. NCBI's taxonomy places the organism in Eukaryota, Viridiplantae, Streptophyta, Lycopodiopsida, Selaginellales, Selaginellaceae. Bases 482 to 1705 code for a protein of 407 amino acids. The transcript has a single exon.